Molecule: messenger RNA, 5226 nt
Organism: Pocillopora meandrina
Lineage: Eukaryota; Metazoa; Cnidaria; Anthozoa; Scleractinia; Pocilloporidae
Source: the annotation of a GenBank genome assembly
AGUGUGGAGGAGCUGCUUAAAAUCAAGCACGAGCUGACAAAAGAAAGGGAUGAAAAGCUGUCUGAAAUUGCCAGAGUAAGGGUUUUUGAUUUCAUAUUUUCCAUUCAAAUUUUCUUUCGCUCUUUUACAUGCUCUGUGAAUUUUCAUGAGCCAGCAAAUGUUCAACAAAAAUUUCAACAUAAAAACCGUCUUUAUACAGUAAGUUAUCGCGUGCAGUUUAGUAACUUUGCAAAAACAUCUACGUUAUCGUGUUUUAAAAAAGUAUGAAAAGUAAGACUCGCAAAUCCGUGCAAAGCUAAUGCCAGACCCUGUUGUCAUUUUUUGUAGAAACUGGUAAAUAUGGGGUCCCUUAUAAAUUUUUAUGUCUGCCACAAAUUUCCAUAAAACCUCACAGACUCCUUGAUAUUGAUAUUUUUUAAUAAAUGUUUAUUAACAAGCAACGAAUAUGAUUUUUUUCAGUAAAAAGUUAGAAAGCACAAUGAUCUUCUAAGUGGUCCAUUAGAUCUUAAAUUGAUAGACGACAGGUUUCCAUAGUUAUACAUUAGGUUACAUUCGAAUGACUUUUUUUUGACAGCUGAAAGAAGACAUUCAAGUCCAAAGUAAUAAAGCUCAGCGAGAAGCUAGAAAAGGAGAGGAACUUAAAAAGGAGUUGAGUCAAGCAAAGAGCGAUUUAGAAAAUAGAACUGCUGAGCUGAAGACAAAAGCAGGAAAUCUUGAAAGUGCACAGGAAGACAUCACAAAACUUGACCAGCAACUCAAGGAACAGAGGGUAAAUUUGUUUAGAGUUUUUAUUCAAUUUUCAUUUGUCUUCAAAAAGAAAAACUUUUAAGCUUCCCUUAGUCAUGGAUACUUCUUUAAUUAGAGAGGAAUGGCUUCCAAGUGUUGAUGAUAAUAUUUGAUUUAUUUUAGAUAAUGAAUGAAAAAGCUGUGGAGUAUACGGAUGUGUUGAAUGCUCGCCUAAACAAAGUCCAGCAAGAUUUUGAUCAGCAACUUGUCAGCAUUGAUCGGCUUGCCACGGAAAACGCAGAGAAAGCAGCGGAGUUGAAGGCAAAGGAAGACGACAUAAACGGGCUGAGACAGGAAACACUGCAUCAAAGUGCAAUGGCAGAAGCCAUCCAGAGAAAGCUGAGAGCCAUUGAGGAUCAGAAGAUUGAGGCUGAACAACGAGAAGAAACUCUUAAAGGACAAGUUUCUGCCUUGAAAAAAGGUAAGUGGAAUGAUGGUAUGAAAAGAGAAUGUUUGUCUAUUUUGAAACUAGGCAGAUCUCAGACAUAUCUGGCUUUCUCUUUUCCUCAUUUCUAGAGUAGCCCCAACAAGGCAAAGUCACCUUAAUCAAGACUUUGCUGUAGAUUUAAGGGACUUACAAAUAUAGACAAGGUCAACCACAAAUUGCAGCUUUUUCCAAGUCCUAUCCUGUUAACUAAGUUAUUUUUGUUGUAUGAUUAGUACUAAGGUGAGCUGCAAUUUAUGGAACGGCAGGAAAGAAGCUCUUCCAGUCUCCCAGACCCUAGUUGUGUGCAACUACCAACUGAGCUACGAAGCCACACACUGGUAGCGGGGCACAACAUAAAGGAUUGUUAUGAUAAUAAACUUUUAGUUCAAUGUUAGAAAUUAUGUUGCUAUCCAUUGCGGUGAAUAUUUUGAUAGAUGUUGUAUGGUUCGUGUCACGAUAUUGAGUCAGGCAAACAAUUCAUGUCGAUUGCCUGACUCAUUACGGUGACAUAAACGAUAAAAAAUCUAUUAAAUUCUUUAGUUCUCGUUAAAAUCUAUGUCAUUACAAAUAAUGAUAAUUAGAUUGUCAAACAUACUCACCAAUUAAGAUUACUCAAAUGAGAUGUAACCAUUACAAUCUAUAAACUCUCCCUUCCUUUAUUGUAAUCAGAACUUGAAUCAAGCAGAAUGGAAGCUGAAGCAGAUAAAAAAGCCAUCGAUGAUCUUGUCUGCGAAAGGGACAUCCUUAACCAGGUACUUUACUCUUAUCGAUUUUACUCUUAAUCUGAGCUUAGGAGUUUUUUGUUUUCGGUUUUUAGAAGGGGAUGUUGUAUCUAAUAUUUGGUUUUAUUUUUGUUAAUAAACCCUUUAAAAAAUUUUGAAUUUGGAGUCAAGAGGUUCUUGUUGUCGGACCUCAUCCCGUUUGCUGCGUUUUGAAUGAACCUGGAGUAUUUACAUUCCUCCUGGAUAAGCCGCUGGCAAACAUCUGUAUUCUAAAUUUUGAAGACAAAAACAUCCUCAAACAGUUGCUCAUCGUGUGUUCUUAAGUAAAUUUUUAAAGUUAGAGAAAAUGCAGUUUUUGACUCAUUACAACGUGUGACUCUAAACUUGCCAAUCUAUGCCGAGCAAGUGCUAGACCCUGUUGUCAUUUUGUUGUAGAAACUGGCAAAUAUAAGAUCUCAUAUAAAUCUUGAUAUGUUUGCCACAAAUGUCGAUGAAACCUCUCGGACUCCCCAAUAUUGCUAUGUAUAUAAUAACAAUGGUUAUUAAUCAAAGUGCUCUGUGAGCAAACUCGUGAAUUGACACAUGAUUUUUUAGAUUAUGUUUAAUGUUAUCUGGUUUAGGGAAUUUUGUGGUUGAUUGUCAUAUCUAGAGUACGAGCAGUAGUUCAGUGUUCGCUAAUGUAGCAAAGAAACAAAGUAACGUUGGGAUAAGAAGGCAUUACAAUUGAAAUGAUCAUGCUAUUACAUUUGACAAGGUGGAUGAUGUCAUGUGUUUUAAACGUCUAUCAUUUUUGUUUCUGGUUCAAAAGAAAAGGUUGGAAGUAAAUGUGGGUGAAAAGUGAAAUUUACUGUCUUUCGUUGUAAAUAUUAGAAAAUCAAGGCAAUACUGUCUUAAUGAAAACAUUAACGAUUCCCUCUUUAUCAAAUGAGACAAACGGGAACGAGUUUUGAGUGAUAUAACUAAGCCAAGCCUGCCACCGUCAUUUUGGAUCUCCGCCUGGGUAGAUUUAGGUCACGUGCUAGGCAACGUAUGAUCAAUAACAAGAUAGAAUUUCAUUUCAGGCCUAUUUAUCAAUUUUGUGGUGUGUAACUUUCGCAUUUUAGUACGUUGUAUGUAUGUUGAAUCGUCAAAUUGUCUUGAAACUUAAAAGAAAAUUGUUCUUUAAAAAUUCACUGAAAAUCGGUAGCUAAAAUUGUUUGUUUAGGUGUUAUCUGAUUUUCGUGUUAACUUGUUAUUUCGUCAGUCGCCGGCAUCUUUUGUUGCUUCACAGAGGAAAAACACACGCGACGAAACGUAAUGAUCAAUUUUGUCCUCAAUCUCACGCUAUAACAGAAAAAGCUUUUGAACAUCUGUAAACUCCGAGCGCUUCGCAGUAAGUGAUAUUUUCAAUGAAUCUUCGGAUUGUUUUCAAGUUCAAGGAUUGUAAAUUACAAUUUUAUGAAAAACGAAGGUUGUUCUGUUAUUUCAGUGUGAAUCCUUGCAUGCCUGCCAGUCGCUGGCACCGCUUGUUGAAACUAAAACGAAAAAAAAAACUCUUUUAAGAUUAUCAUUGGCUUCUCUUUCACCCCACCACUAUUCUUAGCAACAAAGGUCGCCAUUUCGUCUGUUUAUUGCUCACCAAAAACUAUAAAAUGCACUCAAAAGCCUAAAAUCUAAAAAAAGUUUACAGGAAUCGACCAAUCGAGCGAGCGAGCGAGCGAGCGAGUGCCAUUCCCCACAUCGUAUCUAUAACUCGCUCUUGCGCAUGCGCACAAUUCACGAGUUAAAAAGCAACGAAUAUGAUUUUUUUUGUUUCAGUAAAAGGUUAGAAAGCAAUAUUAUCUUCUGAGGGGUCCAUCACAUUUUAAAAUUAAUAGAAACACGUUUCCAUAGUUAUGCGAUAGGUUAAAUUUGUAUGAUUUUUUGUUUUCACAGUUUAAAGUAGACAUCCAAGUCCAAAGUGACAGAGCUCAGAAAGAAGCUAAAAAAGGGGAGGAACUUGAAAAGGAGUUGAGUCAAGCAAAGAGCGAUUUAGAAAAUAGAACCGCUGAGCUGAAGACAAAAACAGAAAAUCUUCAACGUGCACAGGAAGACAUCACAAAACUUGACCAGCAACUCAAGGAACAGAGGGUAAAUUUGUUUUUUAGGCUUUCCUCGGUCAUGGAUACUUCUUUAAUUAGAAAGGAAUGGCUUUCAAGUGUUGAUGAUAAUAUUUCAUUUAUUUUUUAGAUAAUGAAUGAAAAAGCAAUGGAGUAUACAGAUGUGUUGAAUGCUCGCCUAAACAAAGUCCAGCAAGAUUUUGAUCAGCAACUUGUCAGCAUUGAUCGGCUGGCCACGGAAAGCACACAGAAGGCAGCCGAAUUGAAGGCAAAGGAAGACGAGAUAAACGGGCUGAGACAGGAAACACUGCACCGAAGUGCAGUGGCAGAAGCCAUCCAAAGAAAGCUGAGAGCCAUCGAGGAUUUGAAGAUUAAUGCUGAACAACGCGAAGAAACUCUUAAAGGACAGGUUUCUUGCUUGAAAAAAGGUAAGUGGAAUGAUAGUAUGAAAAGAGGAUGUUUGUCUAUUUUGAAACUAGGCAGAUCUCAGACAUAUCUGGCUUUCCCUUUCCUCAGUUCUAGAGUAGCCCAACAAGGCGAAGUCGCCUUAAUCGUGAUUUUGCGUGUAGAUUUAAGGGACUUAAGAAUAUAGACAAGGUCAACUACAAUGCAGCUUUUUCAAAGUGUUAUCCUAUAUAUAAGUUAUCUUUGUUGUAUGAUUAGUACAAAGGUGAGCUGCAAUUUAUACAACGGCAGGAAAGAAGCUUUCCAGUCUCCCAGACACUAGUUGUGUGCAACUACCAACUGAGCUACGAAGCCACACCCUGGGAGCGGGGCACAAUUUAAAGGAUUCUUGUAAUAAUAAACUUUUAGUUCAGUGUUAGAAAUUAUGUUGGUAUCCAUUGUGGUGAAUAUUUUUAUAGAUGUUGUAUGGUUCGUGUCACGAUAUGGAGUCAGGCGAACAAUUCAUAUCGAUUACCUGACUCAAUAUGGUGAGAUAAACAAUAAGACAUCUAUUACAUUCUUUAGUUCUCGUUAAAAACUUUAUGUCAUUACAAAUGAUGAUAAUUAGAUUGUUCGACACACUUAUCAAUUAAAACUGCUCAAAUGAGAUGUAACCUCUACAAUCGAUAAACUCUCUCUUCCUUUAUCUUAUUCAGAACUUGAAUCAAGGAAAAAUCAAGCUGAAGCAGAUAAAAAAGCCAUCGAUGAUCUUGUCUGUGAAAGGGACAUCCUUAACCAAGUACUUUACUCUUGUCAAUUUUGUACUUAA